This is a messenger RNA of Dendronephthya gigantea, 2175 nucleotides long. RefSeq names its product transcriptional regulator Myc-1-like. The transcript has 4 exons. The record is from RefSeq and is a predicted model, not a curated record. NCBI's taxonomy places the organism in Eukaryota, Metazoa, Cnidaria, Anthozoa, Malacalcyonacea, Nephtheidae. Gene Ontology annotation, molecular function: protein dimerization activity; DNA-binding transcription factor activity, RNA polymerase II-specific; RNA polymerase II cis-regulatory region sequence-specific DNA binding. Gene Ontology annotation, biological process: regulation of transcription by RNA polymerase II. Bases 16 to 1311 code for a protein of 431 amino acids.
CCGAUAGAACGUUCAAUGUGCUAUUUUGAAGUGAAAAUUACUUGUGAAAACCUGGCCUACCCUUUUAUUCGCUGUGUCUUCCUCGUUAAGCUUGUGUCUUUUGCUCUCCUCAUUACGAGAGUGACAGAUCACUGUUGGCUUAAAGUCUUCGCUGUACGAGACUUAAGAGGAACUCGGAUUACAUUCGAGUUAAACACAAGGCACAGCAACCAAGUCGAGAGUCGAAUGUCGAACUUCACUUCGAAGGCUAAGGCAAACAGCAGAAAGAAAGAGAUGGCGCUGCAAUUAGAACUUUGUCCAGAAAUAUUUCUCCAUUUCUCCGCACAGCAAGUACAAGGAGACGACGAUGAAGUUUACGAGGCUAGUACCGGCGGUCCAGGAUCAAUUCGCGAUAUCUGGAAGAAGUUUAUGGCUCCACUAACACCGCCGCUUUCUCCACCGCUUUCUCCCUCUCGACAAACUAGCGGGGCAGUCUCACCGACUUGUCUAACAGCGACGGCAGCAGAUACGUUACAGUGUGUCUCAGAUAUAUUAGAUCUCGACAACUGCCGUACUUACGUGGCCGAACGCAGCUGUUCAAACCUUGCAUCGAAGCUAAUUCAAGAUUGUAUGUGGGGCUCCUCGACACUACAAGAGAAAGUACAGCGUAGAAAACGAGUAGAGGACAUAUAUGAUACUCCUUGUUCCACACCACCAUCUCUCUACGUAGAUUACGUUAGCGGUGAAUGUGUCGAUCCGUCGAGUGUGUUCCCAUACCAUAUAAACAGUCAAGAUUUUCCCAGCGGAGACUCAUCGUCAGAAGACGAAAUUGACGUUGUCACUAUCGAGAAGCCUGUUAAGCGUAAAAGUCCAGCAACUUGUAGCAAUGUAAACAACAACAACAACACAGAAAUGAAGUCAUUACGCGAAGACGAACCGACCGCAAAACGACCCAGAAUGAAUCUAAAACGAUCCCGCGAGAAUUCGAACAAGGAAGGCAAGGAGACUAGCCCCGAUGCGGACUACGAACCAUCAACUCGGCUUUCCGGGAAGGAAAAAUUUGAAGAGUCCGAUUGUAAACGCAAUGUACACAACGUUCUGGAGCGCAAGCGAAGAAACGAUUUAAAAUAUAGUUUUCAAGUUUUACGAGACAGUAUACCAGACCUAAAAGGAUCAGAACGGGCACCGAAAGUGGCGAUACUUCGAAAGGCUACUGACUGUAUAUUGAAUCUUCGCUCUGAACAGGAAAGAUUACUUGAGGAGAAGAGUUUUCUCGAGAAGAGGCGUCAAUCAUUAUUGCACAAGUUAAAAGCUCUCAAAGAAUCCUCGUGAAUCGUCUAAUACACGCAGGUAUUCUCCCUGGAAACAUGUAUCUGUGUUAAAGUUAUUCUAUUUAAUAUAUCUUAUGUAUACAGAUGUGUGACUUGGAUUUUGGCCAAACUUCAGGCCUAUAUUGGUCUGGUUUUCGUCCACGGAGAAAACUACUUCCGCUUGUUCGGCGAAAACCAGUCACACGUUAUGGCUUAUAUAUAAUCCAUUUGCUAUACGUCUAUCCGAGAGAAAUCUCUGUAUUUUAAAACGACGAGCGUCAUUCGCAGUAAACGUUUAUAGUUAUGAAGUCUCAAGUACUAGUGAAACGAUAAUGUGUGAUUGUUUUCAUUCAAUGAAUUUCUUGAUUAGCAUAUUGAUUAAAAAAGCGCGGGAAACGACGUCAUAAAUUAGCAUAAAAUAUUUUCAUACUUUGCAUUCAUGGCGUCCUGACCCAAAUCAAAAAAUUUACUUGUGGUGAUUUGAAAGAUAUUUUUGUAUACAAUGUAAACUAAUGAGUAUUAAUGAAACUAGCCCGCUUUAAAGGGAGUACUUUAUAUAAAUAGUUCGUAUAUAACUAAGUUUAUAAAUAUUAAGCUCUGGUGGACGUUUUUACAAUGUAAAAAAACGGAGGACGCUAAAUCCGUGAUUUGAACCGUAUUGGUAACUUGUAUCAAGCAUAUGUGAACAGCACGUUUUGUUUUUGUGGACGGUAUAAAUGCCACUACAUAUAUUUAUGUUAAAGGGUGUUGCGUGUAAAUAAUAAAGGCUGACAGUCUGCAAGCACAAAACUUGUAUAAACAAUGAUAUUGUUAAGAACAUAAAUUAUAUAUUGGUUAUUUUGUUAAAGUUGCGAGUAAGGAAAAUAAUUAGAAUGUUUCCACAAUA